Messenger RNA from Trichechus manatus latirostris (Florida manatee), 3128 nucleotides. RefSeq names its product suppressor of cytokine signaling 6 (gene SOCS6). The record is from RefSeq and is a predicted model, not a curated record. Gene Ontology annotation, cellular component: phosphatidylinositol 3-kinase complex. Gene Ontology annotation, biological process: phosphatidylinositol phosphate biosynthetic process; protein ubiquitination; intracellular signal transduction. Gene Ontology annotation, molecular function: 1-phosphatidylinositol-3-kinase regulator activity. Lineage: Eukaryota; Metazoa; Chordata; Mammalia; Sirenia; Trichechidae. Bases 704 to 2311 code for a protein of 535 amino acids. The transcript is spliced from 2 exons.
CAGUGGGUGAGGACCGAAGAGCAUAGUGGUCUCAUAAUAACAUGAGUAAGACAUUAGGCGUGUCCCAACUAUGCGUUUGAUUUACUGUGUUCUUGGAAUAAAGAUACACUUGUAGCCAAACAAAAGUAAACUUUCAUCUACUUCAAGAUGAAAUAUCUUGACAUGUUCUCACCCACAGUAGGCAGAAAGUUAUCUUGCCAUGUUUUUAACCCACCAGCUCCCACAACACGAAAUCCACUUAGCUUUCUUCAGUGAAUUUUAAGGAUAUUUUAUGCUAUGGAGAGUCAACCUUAUUUAAAGACAUGCAUGAUUUUGUUUACCAAGUUUCAUAGAUAAAACCCUAAAAAGUCGUUUGUGGUACUUUGACUUUCCCUUGUGCUUUCCAGUUUCUCCUCGGUCCUGCGACACUUAGCGUGGACAUACCGAGUGAGUUCCAGAACCUGCCCCUGUUCUAAACAACGUGGGGCCUCGCCCUGAUCCAUUCUUCUUGCCUUUGAGAAAGCUGUCUGACUGACAGUGGACUUGGUGGGGAUUCUUCUUACCUGGCUCGUGGCAAGUGCUUUCCACUUUGAAUAUGGAAAAUGGCUCCAGAGGUUAAAUGAAGCUGGAAAAGUACGUAGAUGCAGCAUUGCAGCCUCUUCAGAUGUUCGGGGACAAUAUCCCAGAGAGAAAUUGAUCCCCCUGGAUUAGGUGACCAGUCAUAAUGAAGAAAAUUAGUCUUAAAACCUUCCGGAAAUCUUUUAACUUGAGUAAAAGUAAAGAGGAAACUGAUUUCAUGGUAGUGCAACAACCUUCACUUGCCAGUGAUUUUGGGAAAGAUGAUUCCUUAUUUGGUAGCUGCUACGGUAAAGAUAUGGCCAGCUGUGACAUCAACAGUGAAGAUGAAAAAAGUGGAAAAACUAGAUCAAAAAGUGAAAGCCUCAUGGGUACGCUCAAAAGGCGACUUUCUGCGAAACAGAAGCAGAGAGGCAAGGGUGGCGCACCCUCCGGGAGCUCGGCCGAUGAGGACACCUUCUCUUCCUCCUCAGCCCCGAUCAUGUUUAAAGACGUGAGAGCCCAAAGGCCCAUACGGUCGACCUCUCUCCGCAAUCACCACUACAGCCCGACCCCGUGGCCUCUGCGGCCCACGAACUCCGAGGAGACGUGCAUCAAGAUGGAAGUGAGGGUCAAAGCCCUGGUCCACUCCUCUAGUCCCAGUCCAGCCCUGAACGGGGUCCGGAAGGAUUUCCAUGACCUGCAGCCUGAAACUGUGUGCCAGGAGCAGACCAGCUCCCUGAAGAGCGCAGACUCUCAGAACGGGGACCUGCAUCUUCACCUUGACGACCAUGUGCCUGUAGUUAUUGGACUCAUGCCUCAGGACUACAUCCAGUACACUGUGCCUUUAGAUGAGGGGAUGUAUCCCCUGGAAGGGUCGCGGAGCUAUUGUCUGGACAGCUCUUCCCCCAUGGAAGUCUCUGCAGUCCCUCCUCCAGGGGGAGGGAGCUCUUUCCCCGAAGACGAGAGUCAGGUAGACCAGGACCUGGGCGCAGCCCCAGAUGUCUUUGCGGACCAGCCGGUGAGCGGCUUGUUGAUUGGCACCACGGGAGUCCUGUUGCAGAGCCCCAGAGCGAGGCACGAGGAUGUCCCCCCACUCUCACCAUUGCUACCUCCAAUGCAGAAUCAUCAAAUCCAAAGGAACUUCAGCGGACUCCCUGGGACAGAUGCCCAUGUAUCUGAAAGUGUACGCUGUCAUUUGAAUUUCGAUCCCAGCUCUGCUCCUGGGGUGGCAAGAGUCUAUGACUCAGUACAGAGUAGUGGUCCUAUGGUGGUGACAAGCCUGACUGAGGAGCUGAAAAAACUUGCAAAACAAGGAUGGUACUGGGGACCGAUCACUCGCUGGGAGGCAGAAGGGAAGCUAGCCAACGUGCCAGAUGGCUCUUUUCUCGUCCGGGACAGUUCUGACGACCGUUACCUUUUAAGCUUGAGCUUCCGCUCCCAUGGCAAAACACUUCACACUAGGAUUGAGCACUCGAAUGGAAGGUUUAGCUUCUACGAGCAGCCCGAUGUGGAAGGACACACGUCGAUAGUUGAUCUCAUCGAACAUUCAAUCAGGGACUCUGAAAAUGGAGCUUUUUGUUAUUCGCGGUCUCGGUUGCCCGGUUCUGCGACCUACCCGGUCAGGCUGACCAACCCGGUGUCGCGGUUCAUGCAGGUGCGCUCCCUGCAGUACCUGUGCCGUUUCGUGAUACGGCAGUACACCAGGAUAGACUUGAUCCAGAAACUGCCUUUGCCAAACAAAAUGAAGGACUAUCUGCAGGAGAAGCACUACUGAAAGAUUGAGGACCCUGCAUAUUGCACUUUGGGAACAAGAAAAAGAGAUUGAAGUACCGUUUACAAACUUUCAUUGCUAUCAAAAUCUUGUGCUGCCGUAACUAUUUCAGUUUUCUGUGUAGAAGAGUCAUCAGCUUGUGUAGAGGUGGGGAAGUGUCGGCAAGGUAUCUUGGGUUUAUUUUGGUUCUUUCAAAAGGGAAGUCCGGAAGUUUUAGAAGUGAAUUAUCUUUCCUCAGUGUGCAGAAUAAUCACAAUGUGAAUGAUCAGAUUCUCCUUAAUCCCCCCUCCAAGUCCUUUGCUGCUAUCCACUGUGAUUUUUAUGCAUUAAAAGCACAUUUCAUGUGUAUUCAACCCUAAGUAAAGUUGAAUGAAAACUUAUAGAAUGAAAAUUUUUGUCUCUUUAAACGGCCCAUUUUCAAAAGGUAGUGUUGAAGAAGCAAACCCGUGUGAUAAAACACAGAAUUUACAUGUACACUGAACAUGAUUUUGUAAUCUCAUUCCUUAGAUUUAUUUAGAAUUAUGAAUUGACAUCAUUUUGGGUAACGGAAGGCAGAGCUGCAACAUGUCUUACAACACUCAUUUCUAAAUUAUUUUUAAGGUUGUACUAGUUUUUUGGUUGUGAAAAGUUGUAUUUUUCUGUUGCUUUCAUUUUCAUCUUAUAGUUUGUCUAUUUUAAAAAAUGGCCUUACAUUAAAAAUUCUUAAAUGUAUACCACCCUUUAGAAAUUGUUGCCUUUUCUGUCAUUAAACUCUGGUACAAAUUGGCAUAAACAUAAAGACCUGUGGAACUACAGCUCUUAUUAAAGAAAUACUAGUUGA